AUGCCCACGUCAAGUUUGGAUAUAUGUGAGGAUCACAUUAAUGUUGAAGAGGAUAUAGAAAACUAUUUUCAAUGGAAACUUGGGAAAUAUAAUCCUCGGCUAAAAACUUCAGUACCGGAAAAAUUACUUUCCAUGAAAUUAUAUGAACCUAAUAUCACUCCAGUUACUCUUGCGGAACGCAAUGUACCUGGAUGUUCAAGACAGAAAUUUUCAGAAGAAAAAGAUGUACAAUGUGAUGUAAGUCCCAAGCAUACCAGCACACAAGUAGAAAUCUCUAUGGUUGACCAAGCAGUAAAUACAGUUAGAAAGAAACAAGGAUUUACAUGUCAAGUAGAAGAUAUUAUAUCUGAAGAUGAAUAUUUGCCUUCUACACAAGAAAUUACUGUGGAAAUAUCAGGGCAAGAAACAAAUACUGAUUCUACAUUAAAAGAAUAUGAUGUGCCUCUUGCCCUUGAUUUCAAAAAAAAGUACUGA
Molecule: messenger RNA, 474 nt
Organism: Parnassius apollo (apollo)
Lineage: Eukaryota; Metazoa; Arthropoda; Insecta; Lepidoptera; Papilionidae
Source: the annotation of a GenBank genome assembly